AGUCAUCUUCAGGCUUUUGAAGUGAGAAGGUGCAAAAGAAACAAAAUAAUUAAAAACAACACAAGACUCAACCUACUUAGUCAAAGAAAAUUCUGGUCAGCAUCAUUCAUUUUAAUGAACAAUUGAAGAUUAUUCUUUUGCACAAUACUAAAGUUCGACAAGAAGAAGAAAGUUUGAAGCAUAAUAAGAAAAGAAAAGAUAAAAAGAAAUAAAACAGUUUAACUGUUAUUUGACUUCGUUUUCAAGCCACAUUACAUUCUUACAUUUCACUGCUGCCGUUCACAAACAUCAAACGUAAUCAAUCGAGUUUCGUGUUAAAUAAAUUGUUCCAUUAGAAACAUACAAUUAUGAAUAAAUUUGUCGUCUUGUUAGUUAUUUUGUUGAAAAUUCUCAGCUGCAUAAAAGCUGAAACUCCAUAUUUCGUCGAGAAGUGUUAUCGUGAUGACCCGGAAGUUGACGAGUGCCUAAAAUACUCUGGCAACAAGCUUGCAAGCUUCUUACACGAGGGAAUACCUGAGUUGGGACUUGAUGAAGUUGAGCCAACAGUUAUCGAUGAAAUAACAAUUGCCCUUGGAGAUGGACCGGAUGCUUACAGAGCUACUUUUUCAAAUAUUGAAGCCUACGGUGUCAGUAACAUAAGUCUUGCAAGAGUCAGAUCAGAUAUUGAUACUUACCAGUUUCAAUUAACUUAUGAAAUCCCUAGAAUCAGAGUCAGAUCGAAUUUUAGAUCAUCUGGAGUUUUACUUCUUAUUAAAGCAGCUGGAUCGGGAGAAUAUUGGGGUGAUUACGAAAACGUCAGAUGCAAAGUUUACUUCAAAGGAGUUCCUUAUCAAAAGGAAGAUGAUGACAGAACAUUCUUGAGUGUUGAAAGAGUGAAAAUGGAUUUCAGUGUGCAGGAAAUAACAAUGGGAGUUGAGAGUGAAACCGACAAUCGAGUCAUUCAGGCCGCAAUGAAUUUAUUCAUCAACUCAAACGCUCAAGAACUUUUGAGAGAAAUGAAGCCAGCAUUGAAAGCAAAGUUUACAGUUCUUUUACACAACUUUAUGGAAAAUCUCUUUUCAAAAAUUCCAUUCGAUGAAUGGGUGGAAUAAUGAAAAUUUGUUGUUGUUUUUCUUUAUAAAGUUUUUAUAUUUAUUUAUUGAAAUGUGAAAUAAAUAUUUUAAAUAAACCUUAAAUAAA
Messenger RNA from Clunio marinus, 1179 nucleotides. NCBI's taxonomy places the organism in Eukaryota, Metazoa, Arthropoda, Insecta, Diptera, Chironomidae. The record is from the annotation of a GenBank genome assembly.